AUGUCUGAAAUCAAGGAUGAAAUCGAUUCAGUUGAAAUUGCUUCAGACACAAAUGACUUGUCAAAGCUAUCUUGUGUUAUAUCCAAUGUACAAAAAUACAGAAAUCUUCCCGACAAAAUUAUUCCAUCUUUAUCAAAAUUCAUUCCAGGUAAAAUUCACAAAGUAGAACUAAGUAAACUGUUUGGAGCCUUGUCAGCAAAUUCUUUAAUAUCGGUUAAACAUGAUUACGACAUGAAGACAACACAAAAAUCAAAAGAAGCUGGAUUCUCUCCUCAAAUAAAACGAGUGUUUGAUGUACCAGAGAUUGUCAACACCAUAGCCACUUGUGGUAACGAACUUUUCAGUAGCAAUGUGCACCUUUGCAAUGUGGCUUGUGUGAGUGAUGAAGAAAUCUGGACAAGCGGAGAAGACAGCACCAUGAGACUCUUCAGCUGCAUUAAGAGAUCACUAAUCAAGUCAAUCACAACCAAAUCAGGGAACAUACCAUGUGACAUGGCAGUGACAAAAAGUGGAGAUCUAGUUUAUACUGAUUACUGGGAUAGAACUUGUGGAUCCACAGAGAAACAGAGCAUACAAUUUGACGAUCAAAGUAAACCACUCUUUUCUUCUGGAAGAUCCAUUACUGAGAACAAGAACAUGGAUAUAUGUGUGACUGAUAAUAGAGGAGUGGUGGUGGUCAAUCAGGCCGGGAAACUGAGAUUCAGGUACAAUGGAAACAAACCACUUGUAUCCUCCUUUCACCCACAAGGAAUCACCACAGACAGCCAGAGUCACAUCCUUAUAGCUGAUUUUUACAAUGACUGUGUCCACAUCAUAGACCAGGAUGGACAUUUUCUUCGUUACAUAGACUAUGGACUUAGUAAACCCCAUGGACUGUGUACAGAUUCCAAUGACAAUCUAUUUGUUGCUCAGUUGUUACACAGACAAGUGAAGAAAAUCAAAUAUACGAGGGUUGUCCAGGGCGUUCGUGCACAAAUGCUUAAUUUUCUUAGUAAAGUCCGCAUUGACAAACGUGUACGAUAA
This is a messenger RNA of Saccostrea cuccullata (small rock oyster), 1023 nucleotides long. RefSeq lists its product as uncharacterized. The record is from RefSeq and is a predicted model, not a curated record. Gene Ontology annotation, biological process: proteasome-mediated ubiquitin-dependent protein catabolic process; negative regulation of translation; protein polyubiquitination. Lineage: Eukaryota; Metazoa; Mollusca; Bivalvia; Ostreida; Ostreidae. Gene Ontology annotation, molecular function: protein binding; translation repressor activity; ubiquitin protein ligase activity. The coding region runs from base 1 to 1023 and encodes 340 amino acids. The transcript is spliced from 2 exons.